AUGGCAGAGGAUCCCAAUAUCUUCGAGCCUUGGACUGACUCCAAGGAGGAACUCGGGUUGAAUCAGCAGUCCAAGUCUACGUCUAUGUCUACGUCCAAUCCCAAUCCUGAUACCAAAACAACUGCACCCUGUGGAGAGAAAUUAUCGAAGAUUCGGAAUAGUCAUAAGAAUCAUACCCUUCGAGCCAUCCGAUUUCAUUUUGAUGAAACGCCACUCACUGUGCUGAAGGUUAGUAGGGAAAAGGGUGAAUAUGAUCGUAUCAGGAAUUUAUGUUUAGAAUACGAAGCUAUUAAUGCCGAUGAUACAACUCCUUAUCUUAGUGUCUGUCCUGCUUCUCUUUAUAGUAGUAGAGUUGGUGGAUUUGGAAAUGUUUUUGACCCUACAAAUGCAAUCGCCUGCAUUGAGGGACCCUCUGAGAGCCCGUACGCUGGAGGUAUCUUCUUUCUACACAUUUAUUUUCCUAUUCUAUAUCCUGGACGGCCUAUGAAAGUGCGCUUUUUGACACAGAUUCAUCACCCGAGUAUCAGUGCAGGUAUAGAUCUCCGCCUGCCAAGUAUUACAACUGAAUGGCUUCCGGAGACUUCUUUACAAAGUGUUCUUUUGUCGAUAUUCUCACUGCUUAGGGAACCCAAGCUGGAUGAUGAUUCUGUACCUGAGAUAGCGAAGGAAUAUAUCGAUGAUUACAACGGGUUCUUCGAAAAGGCACAAAUUUCCACAAUCAAACAUGCGUCAAAGAAGCGACUGGAUGUGAGAAAAUUGGUAAUAGAUUGGAUACAAGACUACGUGACCUUUGAUUACGCCGUUGCUUCAUGUAAUAAGGCUCUCUUGCUGUGGCGUCAGAACAUAUGGGAGGCAUUACCAAAAGAUGGUAGCCGCGAGGACGUUCAGUUGCAAUGCGUCAUACCAGACUCUGCCAUAAUAACCAUAUCUCAGAACCUGAGGAGAUUGUGUACUAGCGAAAUCAGACUUGAGGAACUGGACUUGAGGGAAUGGGGUAGACGUGAGCUGUAUUCAAGAGAUCAUUCCCAGUCAUCGCUCGGAAAUACACUGGUUGCAGUGUGGCUCAAGCUUCAAGAUGAGAAGAGAGGCAUUGAAGACGAUAAUGAUAUCGUUCCUGGUGGGGCCUCAAAUGAUACUGUUGAAGCAUGUCAGCUUAUGUUUAGGCAGUGGCGUGAUGACGUAUGGGAAGCGUACCCAAAGAAUACCUUCAAAGACCGUGAAUCCGUCAUACCAGAUUCUGCUAUCCUCACCAUAUCUAACAACCUGGAAAAAAUAGGCUCCGCUGAAGACAAUAAGUUUUGUAUUCGGAAAUCGCUUCAAGACGUGUGGGAGGAUUACGUCGAAGCAAGAGAGGAAACUACAAGUACAACUGUUCCAGAAGGCGGUCACGGUUCAAAGGCUGAAGGCCCGAAAUCUCCCCGGAGACUUCAACUUGGUUUCGAGCCUGAAAAGAAACCAUCGCCUAUCAGAUGGGUUGGUAUCCGUUCUGGUAAUACUAGAAGCUCAAGGUCCAAGCCAGAACUACGAGUUACAAAAAGUGAAGCGAGUACCAAGGUCAACAGCUCAAGGUCCACACAGGAACUACGAGCUACAGGAAGUAAACCGGGUUCCAAGUUCAUGAACUCAAAGUCCAAGCGGAAUUUCAUAAUUACAAGAGAGGAUCCUGGUGCCAAAGCUAGCAGCUCAAAUUCUGUUCAAGGAGCAGGAAUCGCAGAAGAUAGACUCGGCUCAGAGAUCAGAAGCCCAAACUCUAAUAAGGGAUCACAAAUUACAAAAAGUGAUCCUGAUCCCGACAUGCAAGAUUUAAAGUCUGAAGUUGAAAGGCUUAACUUACCAACUUCGGAAGAUGAUCUCAGUCCCAUGGCUGAAGGUUCAAAGUCUGGCCAGGGAUUACAAGCUACAGGGGGUGAGGAGACCAACAAAGGUCUCAAGGGAGACAGCAAAGGCAAAGGCAAGGGCUCUGUCACAAAUUAA
Messenger RNA from Botrytis fragariae, 1974 nucleotides. RefSeq names its product putative ubiquitin-conjugating enzyme e2 protein. Gene Ontology annotation, cellular component: nucleus. NCBI's taxonomy places the organism in Eukaryota, Fungi, Ascomycota, Leotiomycetes, Helotiales, Sclerotiniaceae. The record is from RefSeq and is a predicted model, not a curated record. The transcript has 2 exons. The coding region runs from base 1 to 1974 and encodes 657 amino acids. Gene Ontology annotation, biological process: protein polyubiquitination. Gene Ontology annotation, molecular function: ubiquitin conjugating enzyme activity.